Messenger RNA from Larimichthys crocea (large yellow croaker), 4196 nucleotides. It is a transcript of the gene anpeplb, whose product is annotated as alanyl (membrane) aminopeptidase-like b. The record is from RefSeq and is a predicted model, not a curated record. Bases 706 to 3540 code for a protein of 944 amino acids. Gene Ontology annotation, biological process: peptide catabolic process; proteolysis. Gene Ontology annotation, cellular component: cytoplasm; plasma membrane. Gene Ontology annotation, molecular function: peptide binding; zinc ion binding; metalloaminopeptidase activity. NCBI's taxonomy places the organism in Eukaryota, Metazoa, Chordata, Actinopteri, Sciaenidae. The transcript is spliced from 20 exons.
UUUUUUCCUUCCUCCUUUUGCUCUCCUUUUCUUUCUGUCUUAUCCAGCCCUCUCUUUAAUCCACUCCUCUCUUCAUAUGCUUGUCUAUUGUUGGGAUCUCGUCCGUCGCUCAGGAUCUGUGUUGACAUUUAUCUUUGGACGCUGUCAGUUGACGCCCCCCUCGCCAGGGAUUGAAGGUUCACCUGGACGUGGAUGUCGAUAGUUCUUGUUUGCCUCUAUGAUCAGAAGUGAUGAUGCUGAUGUUCUGAUGGAUUUUCUUCACCACCGGCCUCUUGUGUCCAGCCGGACAUGGGACUAUGAUGGUUUGAUGUGGAAUGUCGAGGGACUGCUGUGGGUGUGAUGGGCUGGACAGUGUCGUGUGAGGAUAAAGUGUUCCUUGAGGUUUACCUAACCCUUGGAUUAGUGGCAAGACCACAGUAACCACUUCCAGAUGUUUGAGAGCACAACCUGAUUAUUCACAACAAGGCCAAUGAACAUCGCCCUCUUCACACUAUAACUUACUCUUUGCUCCUUCGGCGAUGCCAAAGUUAAUGCUUAAUCCAAGUGCAGACCCUUAAUUGCUGAGGCCAAGCCCUGUUUAUGGGAGGGAGGUUACUUUCACGGAAACAGAUCAUUGCAGUCCAGAGGCAGCUCAGGGACUGAUCAGUCUCAUCUCUACCACUCAAGCAACAGGACCUUCAGGGCUGACCGCAGGAAGCAGCCACCAUGGCGAAGGAAUCCUUUAUAUCCAAGACGGUCGCCAUCACCUUUGUGGUCAUGACCUGCUCUGUCAUCGCCGGAAUGAUCACCAUGAUUAUUUUGUACAAGACUCAGAUCGCUGACUUGAACCCGACACCCCGUCCAACCUUUUCAACCACCACCACGGGACCGCCACCCGUCAUGCGACUGCCGAAGUACCUCGUUCCUGAAACAUACACGGUCUACCUGCAACCUCACCUCUACACCAAGAUCAUCGAGGAGGUAAAUGUCACCAGUCCCAACCAGACGUUGCUCUUCACCGGGAACUCUACUGUUGUCUUUCACUGCGUCCAAACAACGAGCGCCAUCUACCUCCACAGCAAGGACCUGACCAUCAUAGAUUCAUCAGUGGUGAGCUUAAAAGACAACGUGCGGGUGAAAAUUAACGAAAUGAUACACCACGAAGAUGUAAGCGACUUCCUCGAGAUUCAGUUGAAUGAGGCGUUGGAGAAAGGGAAGAACUACAGUCUGUUUCUGAGUUUCGAGGGAGUAAUGUCACAAAGUCUCGAUGGGUUGUAUUUGAGCUCGUAUCAUGCGGACGUUGCAGCUGAGGAAGGUGAUUCAAGAGAGAGAUUCCUUGCUGCUACCAAUAUGGAGCCAACAGAAACCAGGAGAGUGUUUCCCUGUUUCGAUGAGCCAGAAAUGAAGGCGGUGUUUCACGUGACGAUCGUCCACAGGUUAAACACGAGAGCUCUCGGGAAUGAGGAACAGUCAGUCUCCAAUAUGUUAGACGACUACUGGCAAUACACCAAAUUUUAUCCAACACCAAAGAUGUCGACAUACUUGUUUGCCUUCGUGGUUUCAGAGUUCGAACAAUCAACCCGCUCCCCACAUGACCGUGUGGAAAUUCAAACGUUCGCCCGUCCCGAGGCCAUCCACGCACGACACGCCGAUUAUGCCGCCAGCAUCACCGGAAAGAUUCUCUCAUUCUACGAGAAAUAUUUUGAAAUUAACUACCAACAGAAAACGCUCGAUCAAAUUGCAUUGCCAGACUUAGCUCCUGCAGCAAUGGAAAACUGGGGACUGGUCACAUACCAGGAGGGAAGCCUGCUCUAUGAGGAAGGCGUGUCUUCACUGUUGGAGAAGGAAUGGAUCGCCACUCUGAUUGCACAUGAGCUGGCACACCAGUGGUUUGGAAAUUUGGUGACGAUGAAAUGGUGGAACCAAAUCUGGCUGAACGAGGGCUUUGCAACCUACAUGGCAACCAUUGCGGUCGAGCACGUUGAGCCUAUGUUUCAGAUGUCAGACGUAUUUGUCAUGAGAGACCUCCAUCGAGCUUUUGAAGAAGAUGCCCUGGCCUCAUCUCAUCCUCUCAAUGUUCCUGAGGAAGAGGUCCAGACGAGUUCUGCGAUCAUUGGGAUGUUUGAUUCUAUAACCUACAGCAAAGGGGCGCUGGUGCUGAGAAUGCUUGCCGGCGUAGUGGGAAAAACUACUUUCCACAAUGGAGUCAAAAUAUACCUCAGGGACUUCAUGUAUAAAAACGCCGACCAGAACGACCUCUGGGAUAGCAUUCAAAAGGCUGUAGAAAUGGAUACUGGUCACACUGAGGUUGCAAAGAUGAUGGAGCGCUGGACCAAUCAGAUCGGCUAUCCCGUCAUCACCAUCAACACCACCAAUGGAGAAAUCUACCAGAAGCAGUUUCUGUUCAAUGACACUGCUGAAUCUGAUCUUUGGUGGUACAUCCCAAUCAACAUCCUUUCAGAAACAUCUGGACCGUCUUACAUCACAGUGACGACCAACGGCGUAGAAAAGAAGAACGAACUGAUUUCUAAGAAAGGAGAGUGGAUCCUGGCAAACUUAAACUGCACCGGAUACUACAGAGUCAAUUACAACCCGGAGAACUGGGAACGCCUCCUGUCUCAGCUGGACAGCGAGCCAAAUCGGAUACCGCUGAUGAACAGAGCACAGCUUAUGGACGAUGGAUUUAACUUGGCAAGGGCCAAACUAGCCAACGUGACUCUGGCUUUGAAUUUAACCCGCUUCCUUCGGAACGAGACGGCGUACAUUGCCUGGGAAUCAGCAGUUAGGAACCUUGAAUACUUUGUCCUCAUGUUUGACCGCUCCGAGGUGUACGGACCUAUGCAGGCGUACCUCCGGGAACAGGUUACGGACCUGUAUAACUACUUCAGGAACUACACGGACUAUUCAAAAGUCCCAGAGGAUCACUCCUUACAGCACAGCCAGAUUCUCGCCAUCGACGUGGCGUGUUCCAACGGGCUCCCAGAAUGCAUAUCGAUGGCAUCAAAGAUGUACGCCAACUGGAUGAAGAGCAACGGCACCAACACCAUCCACCCCAAUCUGCGGUAUGUAAUUUACUGCCAAGCUGUGGCUGCUGGCGGGAAGAAAGAGUGGGAGUUUGCCUGGGACAAGUUUCAAAGCACCACCGACACCUCCGAGAAAGACCAGCUCCGCUCAGCUCUGGCGUGCACCAAGAAGAUCUGGCUGCUCAACAGAUACCUGGAAUACACUUUGGACCCGGAGAAGAUACGUCUGAUGGAGGUCGCCUCCACGAUUAACUACAUCGCCAAAAACGUGGCGGGGCAGGCGCUCACCUGGAACUUUAUCAGAGCACACUGGGAUUAUGUCAGCGAGGGGGAUUCAGCAUGGCUGAUUAACGGAGUGACCAGCAGAUUCUCGACACAGUUUGAACUGGAGGAGCUGGAACGCUUUUCGACGGACUACCUUCUGGGUUCUGCUGACAGGGCGGUGAACCAGGCCAUAGAGCAAACACAAGUCAACAUCCAGUGGGUCGCAGAGCACAAAGACAUUAUACUUGAGUGGUUUGAAGCACAAACAGCUUAGGGUAGAGUGGGGGGAAAACCCCCACCAAGUUUCAUUGUUUUCGAGCCUCACAGAUCAGUGGUGCUGGCCGUUUUCAGUUCUGCUGCCUUAAACAAGAACUGAUCAAGAGCGAAUCUCACUUUGUCGGGGAAACGGACCAAAGAAAUAAUCACCAAAUAAUUUACCAAAAUGAACCGCAAUCGAGCCGCACACGUAGUGCAGGACUGACCAUUCAUAAGAGAAACGUGGCACAGUGUUUAUGUAUAUACCCACAUGCACUAUUUAUAUGUUGUAUUUGAGAAAAACAAGCUUUUUGCACAUGACGCUGAUACAGCUAUACUUGUUUGACCAAAAUCACCCUUUUUCUUGUCGCUGUUGUCAGAAUUAUUUUCAUAAUCAGAACUUUGUGUUGAGUUUUUGACAGUGGAAACGAAUUAAAACUUACAUCUGCUAACGAAAAGUUUAAUCGCAACAGCUAAAAACGUAACCAGCUUUUUGAUGCCAUCGAUUUCUCAACAUUUGCACAAGCCGGAGCCAAAGGACAGACACAACCUCUGUUUGUUGUAGGGACAAUGUCUAUAUAUGUAUUAUAUUAUGUUGUAAUCAAAGAGCCAAAUUAUUCUUGAAUGUUGCUGAAAUUGUUAUUUUUAAUAAUAAAACAAUGAUAUUGUGUAAAA